AUGAAUUUUCAAUUUAACACAAAGAAAAAAAUCCAAAAAUGCAGAAACUUCGUCCAAAGUCUGAAUGCAAAAAUAUCUACAAAUAAAGAAAUAUUAAUAUGGUUUAAGGAACUAUGUGAAUAUUUUGUGAGCCUUAUAAAUUUAAUUGUUGAAAACAGACUUAAACUUAAGAAACAUCAAAUAGAGACAUUAUUAUUACAUCUUAAGCAGCUUUCAACUUUAUUAUCUUUGUUUAUAAACAUAUUUGUUAGGGAGUCAGAAGUAAAAUUAGUGUUAACAGAAGCCAGAAAUUGCACAAUUAAACAAUUAUUAUAUUGUUUGGAUGCUGUAGAAGACUCAUUAACAAAUGAUAAUAAAAAUGAAACCACAGCAAAUUUUAUUGAUUGGAUGGAUAAAUCAUUGGACAAAAUUGCAGAAAUGCAUGAAGCCAAUGGACAUGAAAUGCAGAUUUAUAAAGAAGCUAAAUUAGUAAUUGAAGAAGUUUUAUGUCAUGCCAUGUCAAUAGCCCAAGUUGCUCUUCCAGAAGAUUGUAAAAUGUUAAAGGGUAGUAGUCAAUCGGUUCUAAAUUCUAUGGAAUCUUUGAUAACAGAGAUACUUAAAUUUGAACCAAAUAAGGCGAUGGUAAAACUAUUUACUGACAAUUGUGUUGAUCGACUUUGUUCAUUGGAAACCAAAGUUAAUACAGCAGUACUCAGAUUAAGUUUACAUGUGUUUUCUGAUUAUACAUCCACUUUUGAUCAAAUACACAAGUUUUGUUUAAAACCUAAGAACAAAAAUCAAAUGGAUACACUGGACUUUUUGGUGGCCAAUUUUGAUUUACAUGUUGAUCGGUUAAUGCAAAUAGGAUUGUUUGCUGUUUCAGUUACAAGUCCCAAAGAAAGGAAAAUAAGCAUAAAAAGUUGUUUAGCAAGUUUAGAAGGCCUUGAAAGUGAAUUGGUGCCUGCUUUUACUACAGUCUUGUUGGAUUCAUCAAUUCACAACAUAAAUUUUACCUUAUUACUAAAAAACCAUUGGCUUCAAGAAGCAAAAUCCUUGCAACAAUUAAUAUUUUUAAUUAUUGAUCCUUUAGCCUUUUGUCAGGUUAUUUAUGAUGAAAACAAACAAAUAUUGGAACACAUAUCUGAAAUUGCAAAAAAUGGUAUCAAUAUGAAGGUAGUAGAGCCUUUUGUUAAAAAUGCAAAUGUUUUAAAAGAGUUUUUACCAAUAGCAAUUAAGGAGAGUGAAAAGGGAAAAAUUGAUUGUAAAGAAUUAAACAUUUCCUUUACAAAUUUUAAAAUAGUAUUCUAUGAGUUGAAAGCAGCAUGUAAGGUUUUUUUAACAGAAAACAAUUCUACAAACAUUGAAAUUCAAAAAAUUAUGAAAAGGUGCAAGAUAUUAAUGAGUUUAAUUAAAAACAUAAGAUCUCAUUUUGUUCAUCAAGACUUUAAAUUUAAAACAGAAAUCACUAGUUGCAGUGAUGAUGACAUUCCCAAAACUAACAAAUUUAUGGACCACCUAGUGAAUAGAGGAAGUGAAAUUAUUAAAAAUAGAAGUAUUUUAUACAAAAGCUCCAAUAAAAUCGACUUUUCAAACUCUGCAGCACAAAAGAUUCAAAUUUUAAAAGGACAAAAGAAUAAGUCUAUUCCCUUAAGUAAGUUGGUACAUCUAAAAAAGUUCAGCGUUUGGAACGCAAAAGAUAAUUUGAACAGUACUUUAGAUAGCCACAUAGAAAUAUCAAAUAUCUUGAAAGAUUUGACAAAUUUAUCGAACUCCUUAAUAAGUAAUAAGUGA
This is a messenger RNA of Brassicogethes aeneus, 1770 nucleotides long. The record is from the annotation of a GenBank genome assembly. NCBI's taxonomy places the organism in Eukaryota, Metazoa, Arthropoda, Insecta, Coleoptera, Nitidulidae.